This is a messenger RNA of Nicrophorus vespilloides, 9273 nucleotides long. RefSeq names its product protein bark beetle (gene bark). Gene Ontology annotation, cellular component: membrane. The transcript is spliced from 11 exons. Bases 411 to 9059 code for a protein of 2882 amino acids. Lineage: Eukaryota; Metazoa; Arthropoda; Insecta; Coleoptera; Silphidae. The record is from RefSeq and is a predicted model, not a curated record.
CCUAGUGGUCACGUGAGCAGAGUUUUUAACGUGGAAAAACAAGCCCAGAGACCGCGCCUAUAGCAACGGACUAGCGUUGCUUGUGCCGAGGUGAAAAAAUCGCGUCGAGGCAUUGUUGUUGUAGUGUGCUCAAAUUAGAUAACCAGUGCACAAAGACUUCGAUUUUCCGGAAGUGAUCAAUGAAAUCGAUGCGGUAUUAAUAAGAGACGAAGGCCCGUGCAGUUCGCAGAUCGGAAUAUGUUAUUGUUAUUGUUGAGAAAUACCAUCGAAGUGGGAGAUUGCAUUUGAAUAAAACGAAAGUUUUCAGACGUAACUAGAAAAGAAGUCGCUUCAUUAAUCAAUAGCAUAAUCUAAUCUCGAAUUAUUUAUCUCCUUGUACACUAAUGUACUAUGCUUAGAGCGCGUCGGAAAUGAUUUUUUUGGCCAAAAUGUUCGAGUUCAGUGUUACGGUCCUAUUGGUAUUCCUUGUGCUUCACGUUUCUUUGGCUGAACCCGUGGAUUUGUGGACCGAGGAGAAGUAUUAUGGAGAAACGAAAGCCGCUAUCACGACGGAGCAUUCCGGUGGCAUCAUAGCGGACGAGCAGAUAGUUUUCUCAAGAAACAAGAGUCCGUACUUAUUGAAAAACGACUUGAUCAUCGAAAGGAACGCGGAAUUAGUCAUCGAACCAGGCGUGGAGAUCAAAGUUGUUUCGCAAAUUGGCAUCACAGUUCGAGGCACAUUGACAGCUAUAGGCAACCAGAAUGAGCGUAUUAUAUUGACCUCGGCUGAAGAACCUUACGGCUCCAUUGCAGCUCAAGACAUACGUCUGGUCGAUGGUCCGAGUAUAUUGGCCGGAAGGGUGCAGAUAAAACAUAACGACAAAUGGCGUAGCGUCUGCACGAAUUCCAAGAAUUGGACGUUAGCGGAUAUGAGUAUAGCGUGCAGACAGUUGGGAUUCCAAGGAGGGGAAUUCUUUAUGUGGCACAACAGGGAAAUGCCUCUAAAGUCGAGGCUGCUUUACGAAAAUCCCAGAUGCAGAGGAUCAGAAGAAACGAUAUUCGAAUGCGAUUGGCAUACGCGACAGAUGGGCUCCGGCGUUUGCGACUACCAUCCAGAUCUGGCCAUUCGUUGUCUGCCCAGACACGAAAGUCCGAAGAACAAUUGGAGAGGAAUACGUUUCGAGAAUGCCAGGCACGAGAAGAUCUUAACGCUGAGCAACACUUUAUUUGUUCCAACAUCAAAUUCCCGGCUGCAAUUCGUUGAUAUUCAAUAUGCCGGAAGUGGAAGAGAUCAUAACGCGUCCAGCGCCUUGGAAAUCAUUGGCGUGCCACCAAUUAUCGAUGAAGUUCAAGUUCUGGACUCGGCUUUCAAUGGGAUUAACGUGACGAGUCCAGAAGCGCCUUUCACCAUCAGCAACUCGAGAAUUAGAGCAAACCGAGGUUUCGGUAUAUUCGUUAACUCGAGUUACGGUUCUGCUCACAUAAAUAAGUGCACAAUUAACGAAAACGGAGGCGAUGGAAUCAGAUAUGUGCAUAACGAGGAGAGACCAGAUGAAAGAAUCGAUAAAACGGAUAUAAGUGACUUUUGCACGUUGGCUACUGCCGCCAGUCAGACUUAUCCCAUACAAAUCUUUGUAGACCAAUCCGUUUUUACUUUGAAAGAAAAAACGUGCUCCAAGGUGUUCAGCACUCGUUACGGCAAUAAAAUAACCAUACACUUUCUUCGCGCUGAAACCGAGAGAAAUAAUUCCGCUCAAAUUGAUGUUUUCGAUGGAUCAUCGGUCAGCAAAAGACUGUUAACUAGUUUUCUAAUACGCAACGGCACCAGACCUCAAUCUGUGACUAGCUUUAGCAAUCAGAUUUACAUCAAAUUUAGGGCUGACCCGAAAUUGACGAUGUUUUUGCACAUGAGACUUACAUCUGGUCUCAGUAAGAGCUACGAUUUGAAUGUGACCAAUUCCGACAUUUCUGAAAACGAAGGAAGAGGAAUCGCUUUUGACAAUUUAAGAACACAAUUACACAUACACGACUCCAGUAUUUCCAAAAACAGACACGUGGCUGGUGUCCAUGUGACUAGUGGAGUGGGCGAUAUCAACGUGACGUCGAGCAAGAUUUCCUUCAACGAAGGAGAUGGUAUCAAUAUUACAUACACCGGGGGCAACAGAAACAUUUCAAGAAGUUCAAUUAGCUCUAAUCAAGGGUACGGAGUUGCAAUUUGGUUGAAUCAAACCAAAGAAACUGAAUACUUGUUCUUGAACCAAAGCAGUGUCGUCGAAUACACGGAAGUAGUUAAGAAUUUGGAUGUUGGAAUUUUACAUGGAAAUUAUUGCUCAGAAUCGUACAUUAACAUAACAGGAAACGUGGUGCAGCAGAAUCUUAACGAUGCGUUAGAAAUCCUCUCAUGUUGGAUGAACAGCAACUCAUCGACUAAAUUGCAAAUUGGACAUAAUCAGUUCAUCGGUAAUCAAAAAAUGUCUAUUAAAAUAUCACCAGCAUUAAACCUUGAUGGAUACAUUGAAUUUAAUAGUUUUAAGCAAGGUUUGCUGGGGCAAAUUCUAAUUAAAAACAAACCACUGGAAGAGUUCAACUUUCUAAAAACUAAUAUCCACGUGCAAAACAAUUAUUUUCUGAAAAAUCUUGGUGUGUUCGUUGUAAAUUUAGCGUUGAGUCCAUAUUCCGAAACGCAGCAUUUACUGUUUACAAAGAAUUUCGUAAAAGAAAACAUCAUUCAGGAACCAUUCCAAUCAGAUACGAUGCCGAAAUUGAAUCCUCGAAGUCGCGUUGCUGCGCCAUUGGUGAUUGGCUCAAAUAAUGUUAAAAUAUACAGAAAUAUUAUUGAGAAUCCAGGAAGCAAAUACGAAAUUGGAAGUCACCUAGAAGAUCAAAGCAGAACAAUUAAUUGCACGUAUAAUUGGUUAGGAUUCACGGAUGAGGAGAAAAUCUUCCACAGAAUAUUUCACCGUAACGACCGUUAUAAUUUGGCCAAGAUCAUCUUCGUGCCUUAUUUGCUCCAUAAUUCGCACGCAUUAACAUCGAGAAUUAAUAUGCACUCGAUUUAUCUUCCGCAUUUUAUUAUGAAAAAUUCUAAUGUGGUAGGUGGGGAAAUCGAAGGGGAAGAAACAUUACCGCAGGGAGAGUAUUUAGUUGAGAGAGAUAUAAAUAUUAGACCGGGAGGAAAACUAACUUUAGAGCCUGGAGUGUCCUUGAAGUUUCCGCCAUCCAUCGGCGUUAUGAUUGGAGGAAAAUUGGAAGCGAGAGGAAUAGCACCGGACAGCAUUAGAUUCACUUUAAAAGAGGAGAUAGUAUUUCAGCCGGAGAACGACACGUACGAAAUAGAAACGGAGCAGUACAACUCGGAGACGGAAAUCAUUGAAAUCGAAUCCAAGAUUCCCAUCAGGCUGCUUGGCGGAAAAAGUCCGACGGAGGGAAGACUGCAAGUAAAAGUUAACAACAAUUGGGGAACGGUGUGCAAUUACGGAUGGACAAUAAAAGAUGCGUCCUUGGUCUGCCAGCAACUAGGCUACACCUUGAAUCCGCAAGAUUGGUUCCUGGAACGCAAUCAAAUACCAGAAGCCGGAUUAAACGAGUCUCCGAUUUUAUCGAACGUUCAGUGCACCGAAUACGAUACAGAUUUAACUAAAUGCAGGGCAGAAAUUGUUUCGGAUUUCGAGAAUUCUUGUAAUCACGACAACGACGUUGGCAUCAGAUGCUACGAGACGUCUUGGGCCGGUUUACGAUUCGGAGUGCUUUCCGAAAGAAGUGAUUUGCAGUUUAUUACCAUCGAGAAAGCCGGUCUAUUGGAUUAUACUACGAGCACUUUGAAGCCGGCCCUGCAGAUCGAUUUUGCCAGACAUAACUUCGAGAAUAUCAAAGUAACAAAUAAUUACCACGACGGUCUGGGUAUUAUGUAUUCGGAUAUAUACGCGGAGUCGGUGAACGUUGUGAAAAAUUCGGAAUUUAGCAAUAACAGAGGAGCUGGGAUCAGUUUCAAACAAUUGGGAUUAAAGGUUAGCGGUAGCUUGAUCGAGAAUAAUCACAUCGGGAUUAAACAUAAUCCGGCGAUUUCGAGCCUGGAACAAAGGGAAUUGGCCGGAUGGUUCCAGAAUUUUGAACAAGAUAUCUAUUACAGGCCUUUCAUGAUACCGCAUGAAUUAGAUCACAAUAACUUGAUGGUCGAUACCAUGAAAUAUUUGGUAACUUCACCAGUCUUCGGCGAUAACAUCAAACGUAGUUACAGAAUCCGAUGCGAUCCUGGUUACGUAAUAGCAAUACAACUUUUAAACCCUAUACACAACCAAAGCUCGGAAAGCAUCAUGGUUUACGAUUCGCAGACGUACAACGAUUAUUCCAGCAUCUGGAGCAUUAAAAGAGACCUUACCAUUUUCCCUACAACUUCAAGCAGUCACGGGUUAAUAUUAGAUUAUAACAGCGGUUCAAAUUCUCUUGGAGGAACGGUGAUCAUUUUAAGCUCGAUAAGAGCACCCAUCCAGGAUGUUUACAAUAAAAUAGUAAAAGGCCCAAUUCCUAGUUUAUCAAUGUACAACACUAAAAUACGUCAGAAUUAUUAUGGAAUCGAGGUGAAUUAUUAUAACCGAUACUUCAACGAAUUGGGCGAUCAUUUCUUGCGGAAGUCUAAUGAUUCCAUGAAAUUAAUCAACUGCGAUUUAUCGCACAACAUCCAAGAAGCGAUUUACAUCAACUCUCCGCAUUGGGAUUUGCAUAAGAGUAACAUUUCCGAGUUCACUCUCAUGAUUAACAACAGCUUAAUAACAGACAAUGGUAAGGGCAUUUAUCAUUUCUCCAGAGACUUGCGAUCUUCGAAUAACCUAUUCCACUACAUUCUACAAGAUGACACAAUUGAAAGGAACAAGGCCGGUGGUUUUGACAUAAAUUUACCGUACGUUUGGAAUUACAACGAAAACUUUACACAUUCGGUUUACUUUAAUAACAACACAUGGAAGAGGAAUAAUAAAUUUAGUUUAAACAUCGAUGGACACUUCGCUCUAGUGAAUAUUACUAAGAAUAAAUUUGUUGAAAAUCUUUGCAAAGAUGGUUUGAUAUCCUUUAAAGGAAUGGAGAAGAAAAUGUUAAUUGACUACAACGAAAUAUUGGGGAAUAAUGGUAAAUAUAUGGUUGAAUUUAAGUCGGAGAGUCAAUCGGAGAUAUUAGGAGAUGUGCCUGCAAAGUUCAUGUUUAACUUGCUCAAAGAAAAUAAAUAUAUUAACACGUUAAGAACAUUCCAAAUUUACCGAGACCCUACAAGCGUAAUUCAUUUCAACGGUAUCCAGAAAAUUAAGGUCAACAGAAACCUGUUCAAUAAUAAUUUUCUUAAUUACUUGUUGGUGGCUGGAAUUAAGACUGCAAAACUGGACAAUAAUCUGGAUGUCAGUGAAAAUUGGUGGGGAACAAAUGAUGCGGUGGAAAUAGAAAAAAUGAUCUUUGAUUUCGACGAUUGGAACAAUCACGCCGUCGCUUUGUUCAGGCCGUAUUUAAUGGAAGAGGAUUUCUUGGCGAGUCACUCAUUGGAAUUCGUGGCUACAAAAAUACCUGACUUGGAUAACUUGGGUGGACGAUUGGAGGAAGAUCUAUUCCUGCCAAGAAGAGAGUACCCUUACAAAGUUCUUGCCGAUUUAACUGUAAUGCCAAAGGCGACUCUAACAAUAGCACCUGGCGCUAUUUUAGAGUUCGGUCCGAAUGUGGGUAUUUUAGUGCUGGGCACUUUAAAAGCCGAAGCUUUUAAAGGUGCUGAAAUUAUUAUGAGGCCAAUUUCGAGAAGUGCUAAUUUAGAAAGUAAUCGAAUAGAAAAGAGGGACCUUGAAAAGUUUUCAGUCGAGGGUGGAAUUCGACUUUGCAAAGGAGUGGAAUGUUUGGGAGAACAUGAAAUUUUGAACGAAGGAUUCUUGGAGUAUUUCAAUAAAACCACAUUGCAGUGGGUCCCCAUGUGCGACUCCAGAUUUACCGAACGGAAUGCCCAAGUGGUCUGCCGUGAGCUCGGCUUUGAUUCAUUGAGUUCGUUCUUUGAACACGACAGGAGGAUCGAGUUCCACAGCAACUCCUUAACCAGAAUUUGGUCGUGGCCCGAGCCUCUGCAGUGCUCAGGCACAGAAACGAAAUACGAGGAUUGUCCUCUCCGAUUAAACGGACAGCAGUACGGACAUUUCCACAAAUGCUCAUGGGAUUCUAAAUUCGUAUUCGUCCGGUGCGAGAAAUCACAAAAGAAGUCGAGUUACUGGGGUGGCAUACGUUUCGCCAAUUCCGAAUUCGAAUCGCACAUGUUCGAAAACAGAUACCACGACAUACACACCCAUCAAUCGGUGGUAAAGGAAGAAUCAAAAAUGAUUUUCGUGAAGAUAAUAGGAGCCGGCAUUUUGCACAACGAAAAAUCUCCUGCAAUUCAAAGCAUCAUCAAGAGUCCAAUCAUCAAUUACGUGAAUGUAACGGAUUCAGCUUUCCACGGUAUCAAUUUCAUUUCUCCGGCGCAAACAUUGAAUUUGCUUUCAAAUCACGUUAAAAAGUCUUUGGGAAUUGGAAUAAGCGUGCUUUCGUUGACGGGCGAAGGAAGGGAAGCCGAGGAAUCGAGUUACACACCUUUGAAGAAUCUAAACAUUCCUUACAAUCUCUUCAGCUUGAUCGACAUUUGCGACACCACAAAGGAAAUCCGAGUGGAGGAACGCGUUUUGAUAUACUACAAAUACGACAAUCAUCCGGUGAACUGCGUGAAGAUAUUUAAAAGCGCAUACAACAUCAAACCGUUCGGCUUCAGGCUGCUCCAGUUCAAUCUCUUCAACUCGACCAAUAAAUAUGGGAUUCCGGAUUUCAUUUCCUUAUACGACGGUGAAGUGUACAACGUCACCUCGAAACUAAUAACGCAAAUCACGACGAAUUCCCACAACGAGAAAAGAAUGUUCAAGAGCAAAGGGUCAAGUUUGAGCAUCAAAUUCUUCGCUAAUGGAGCUAGUUCAAACCACGGAUUUAUAGCCGAAGUCGUGACUCUCCCCAUUUCAGCUAUUGGAUUCAAUCGCGAUGUUCAGCAUAAUAUCACGUACAGCGUUAUGGAAGGAAACAGGGAAGGCGGCUUGGUUUACAAUUCCGCCGGAGAAGUGAAUCCGGUGGUGACGAUUGACAAGAAUCAGUUCAAAGAUAAUUGCUUGAAAUUGUACGGCAACUUCACUACUUGCAAAGCGGCGGUCGAUGUGGAUGUGCAGAACACCCAGACGGUAUUCUUCAGGAAUAAUUUGGUGUCUGGAAAUCAGGGAGGCUUAUCAAUUAAGGCCGAUUCGCGAGGUUCGGCAACUUCCUUGAAGGGUACCAUAGAGAACAACCUGUUCGUGAACAAUUCAAAUUUGCCCGCUUUGUACGUAGAAGGAAGACAGUCAUCGCCGUAUCAAGAAGUUACGAUAUCACGCAAUUACUUUACUCGGAACGUCGCUCAAUACGAGAACAAUAUCGUUUUGAAACAAGUCGUCUCCAUUUUCACUUACAAUUACGUGAAGAGGAAUAUCGGAAUGCAGAAUUUGGAAGUAUCGGGAUUCGAUAAAGUCAGGCUGCCAAUUUACCAGACAACAUCGCAUAAUGGAUUUUAUAACAAUUAUGCUUUAACUAGGGACAGCAAGGCGACUAUAGUCGCAGGAACAGCAGGACAACGUUACAUCGAUAACAUAUUCUUUAAUCCAGAUAACGAUUACGAAAUCAUGACGGUGAACAGAUCGUUGUUUAACUUCAACAGUACAUUGGAGCUGUGGAAAACCAAAAUCGAUGCCUCUUACAACUAUUGGGGCGUGAACACGACGCUGGCAGUUUCUGGCAGAAUUUGGGACCAACUGGAUGAUCCGAGAUUGCUGGAAGUCAACUACCAGUCUUAUUAUAUGAACAACGAGACUAUUUUAGAAGGAAAAUGCCCACCUGGAUGGGCGUUAGUUGGGGAUACAUGCUACAUCUAUAUUGGGGCUCCAAUGAAUUUCUAUGAAGCGCGAGCUUUCUGUCAAGCCGAUAACGCUUCGAUGCCUUUCUUAGUUGGCAACGUGAAUUACUUAGCUUUAUACGAUUUUAUUAGAAGACAACAGCAAUGGUAUUUGUAUUCUGAUAAAGUCUGGAUACAACACAUUGAUAUGAUCAACUCGUGCACUUACUUUUCUUACCAGAGUGUUGAAAAUGAUGAUUGCCUUCAGAGAUAUCCGUUCGUUUGUGAGAUUGAUCCCAAAGUUUUUAUAGAUCCGCUAGUCUGGAGAGGAGAUAUUAUUACUAUAGGUUCAAUAACUGCCAGCGUUUUAGCUUUACUACUUUUGUCUAUAGUCAUAAUUUGUUGGUGGAAUAAAUCAAAGUACCGGCAUGCUCAAAGAUUAGAGAGAAGGAAUAGCAUAAGGCAAAGUUUGCAUUCUUUAAGAUCCGUCGGUUCGGCGCAUGGAUUCUCCGAAUUAAACUACCGAAGAAAGCCCGGUCAAUUGAGUACACGAUCGACAGAUACUCUAACGAAGAAUUCAGACUAUCGAAAAAUGGUCAGCAACGGAUCAAUCGACAGCAUGGAGAAAUCCACCUAUAACUCUUCGAUCGAAGAUACACAAUCGUACGACAUGUACGAGCCGCAAAAUCCGAAUCCUAACAGCAGUUUCAGCUGCAACACGACCAUCGAAUAUCAUAAACCGCAGUACGCGCAACCGAACUUCAAUUUAGCCUACAAGAAUGAGGGCUUCAAAGAUAAUUCAACGUUUGCAAGCAACUCUCGAGCUGCUAGCGUCCAGGAAACGACAAUCAGCGAUGACACCCCGAUUGUUCAUUCGGAAAGUGCAGAAACUUACCCGGCCAACGACUACUAUCACACCGACACCCUUCCUUUGAAUCGACCCAACGAGAACAAUUACACACCUAAUUUCCUUGAUGAACUGAAGAGCAAGAUGCCGGUACAGGAGACCAGCUUCGAGCAAUUCCCCGAGCCGACCAGAUCGAAACCGGUGAUCGAUCGAUCGAAAUCAGAAGCCCUUCUUGAGACCAACUUCGAUUAUGACCCCGAAGAGCCCGUCCUGAAUCAGCCGAUCAGAGAGUUCAGCAGGAGCAAAAGCCAACCGCUAGAAACUGCCAUGUGAAAUCAAGUGCUUCUUAAAACAAAUUAAUAAAAAAAAAAUGUGAUAACUAGCAAUAAUGGUUCUAAAUAAUUUACGAAACAGAGAUUCAUUUAUCUUAACAAAAAAUGCAAAACGACAAAUGUGAUACAAAUGACUAUUUUUUUAUAUUACUUAUUUAUAUUCGUAUAAAAUAAUUUUAAGCGGAAAAAUACAGAUGUGUUCGUUUAGUAUUUAG